This is a messenger RNA of Gadus chalcogrammus (walleye pollock), 2219 nucleotides long. RefSeq names its product gap junction protein alpha 9a (gene gja9a). NCBI's taxonomy places the organism in Eukaryota, Metazoa, Chordata, Actinopteri, Gadiformes, Gadidae. Bases 146 to 1726 code for a protein of 526 amino acids. Gene Ontology annotation, biological process: cell communication. The record is from RefSeq and is a predicted model, not a curated record. The transcript has 3 exons. Gene Ontology annotation, cellular component: connexin complex.
GGAGCUGGCCGGGCUCCUGCUGGCUGCUGCUGUCCUCCGGCUCUGGCGCCGCGCGACGGGAGGCGGGUCUCCAGGUCCAGGUGAUGCGGACAGCCCACGUCCUGUUUUGUUUAUUUCAAACCUUUGGGGAGCGCGUCACGGCUGCAUGACCCGGGCGGACGUCCACCAUCGGCAGUCUGUCGCCGGCGCUCAGAGUCAUAGCCAUGGACGAGUGAAGAUGGGGGACUGGAACUUCCUGGGGGGGAUCCUGGAGGAGGUCCACAUCCACUCCACCACGGUGGGCAAGAUCUGGCUGACCAUCCUGUUCAUCUUCCGCAUGCUGGUCCUGGGCGUGGCGGCCGAGGACGUGUGGAACGACGAGCAGAGCGCCUUCGUCUGCAACACGGAGCAGCCGGGCUGCAGGAGCGUCUGCUACGACCGCGCCUUCCCCAUCUCCCUGAUCCGCUACUGGGUGCUGCAGGUGAUCUUCGUGUCGGCCCCCUCGCUGGUCUACAUGGGCCACGCCCUGUACCGCCUGCGGGCGCUGGAGAAGGUCCGCCAGCGACGCAAGGGCCUCCUCCGCCGCCAGCUGGAGCUGCUGGACGCGGCGGCGGCGGCGGCGGCGGCGUCGGCGGUGUCGGCGGCGGCGCGGCGGCGCGCGGAGCGGCAGGUGAAGCAGGUGGAGCAGGGCCGGCUCAACAAGGCGCCGCUGCGGGGGGCGCUGCUGCGCACCUACGUGGCGCACGUGUUCACGCGCUCGGCCGUGGAGGUGGGCUUCAUGGCGGGCCAGUACCUGCUGUACGGCGCGCGGCUGCGGCCGCUGUACCGCUGCGAGCGCGCCCCCUGCCCCAACGCCGUGGACUGCUAUGUGUCGCGGCCCACCGAGAAGAGCGUGUUCAUGGCGUUCAUGCAGGCCAUCGCGGGGGUCUCCCUGCUGCUCAACCUGCUGGAGAUCCUGCACCUCGGCUACAAGAAGCUCCGCAAGGUCUUCAGCUACGGCCCCCGCCCCCCCGGGGGGGCCGACCGGCUCCUGGACGGCCCCCACCCCGACGCCCGCUACAGGGGGUCCUCCCUGGGGUGGGGGGGGGGGGCCCGCGCCGCCCGGAAGACCACCGUGGCCUCGGCGCCCAGCGACUACGACCUCCUGCUGGAGCGGGCGCGGUGCGGCUCCACCUGCCUCCUCCACCCCCCGCUGCCCCCCGGGGGGGCGAUCCUGGGCGACCCGGAGUGUCCGGGGUGCGGCCCCGUGGAGCGGGAGCUCUCUCCGAGCCCCCCCGGGAGCCACCGCCUCCCCCAGGAGGGGGGGGGGGAGGAGGAGGACCGGGACACCAGUGACGCGGACCUCCCCGCACUGUGCUCCCCGAAGCGCUGCCGGGGGGCGGGGCCGGCCCCCCCGGGGUGCGCCCCCCGGAGGCAGUGGAACCGCUGCUCCACCGUGAUGGAGAGCCGGAGCUCCGACACCGACUCCUACGGCGACGCCACGGCCUUGGCCGGGGGCGGGGGCGGCCCCCCCGGCGUGUGGACCCGGGCCAAGGCCGACCGCAAGAGGCCCAGCCCCCGCCCCUCCUCCCCAGAGUCCCAGGAGGGCUCCAGCGAGGGGACCCGGCACAGCCCCCGCCCCUCCUCCCCAGAGUCCCAGGAGGACUCCAGCGAGGGGACCCGGCACAGCCCCAGACCGCCGUCCUCCAACUGCAAGACCUCCAUGGGGAGCUCUAGUAGCAGCAGGAGGCCGGACCUCCAGAUCUGAGGCUCCUUACCCCCAGACCUGAGGCCUUCAGACCUCCAGACCUGAGGUCUUCAGACCCCCAGACCUGAGGCCUUCAGACCUCCAGACCUGAGGCCUUCAGACCUCCAGACCUGAGGCCUCCAGACCCCCAGAUCUGAGGCCUUCAGACCCCCAGACCUGAGGCCUUCAGACCUCCAGACCCCCAGAUCUGAGGCUCCAGACCCCCAGACCUGAGGCCUUCAGACCUCCAGACCCCCAGACCUGAGGCCUUCAGACCUCCAGACCUGAGGUCUCAGACCCCCAGACCUGAGGUCUCAGACCCCCAGACCUGAGGCCUUCAGACCUCCAGACCUGAGGCUCCAGACCCCCACACCUGAGGCCUUCGGACCUCCAGACCUGAGGCUCCAGACCUGAGGCCUCAGACCCCCAGACCUGAGGCUCCAGACCCCCAGACCUGAGGCCUUCAGACCCCCAGACCUGAGGCUCCAGACCCCCAGACCUGAGGUCUCAGACC